Messenger RNA from Rhea pennata, 906 nucleotides. Its product is annotated as otoconin-90-like. Bases 1 to 906 code for a protein of 301 amino acids. The record is from RefSeq and is a predicted model, not a curated record. The transcript has 8 exons. NCBI's taxonomy places the organism in Eukaryota, Metazoa, Chordata, Aves, Rheiformes, Rheidae. Gene Ontology annotation, molecular function: calcium ion binding; phospholipid binding. Gene Ontology annotation, biological process: arachidonate secretion; phospholipid metabolic process; lipid catabolic process.
AUGAGACAGCGCUGGUGCAACGGCAUUGCACAGGAGGGGAAUCUCCUCCUUCAGCAAAGGGCCCGUCGGUCCCGACCAGAGAUGAAGAAUCUCCUUCUCUUUGCGGUGCUGUUGGUAUGCGAACCGCCGCCGGCACGCGGAAGCGUCUUGGAGUUGAAGCGGAUGGUCAAAUCCACGACGGGGAGAAGCGCCCUGCUUUCCUACAGCUGGUACGGCUGCUUCUGCGGCAUCGGGGGGCGCGGCACCCCCGUGGAUGCUACCGACAGGUGCUGCCAUGCCCACGACUGCUGCUACCGAAAGCUGAGGGAGAGCAACUGCAGGCCCCUCAUCACCCCCUACGAAUUCAACGUCACCGACGGAGACGUCGCCUGCGCGGAUGAGCUCACGCAGGGCAGGCAGAGGAGAGAUGCCGCCCGCUGCGGGAAGGCGCUAGCUGAUCCCGCGGGAAACGCUGAUUUGCUCUCCCCUCGCAGGGCUGUCGCGAAGAUGAACUGCCUCUUGGCGCUUGCCGUGCUCUUCGCCUCGGGCACGGUGACGGCGCAGGGGAAUCUCUGGGACCUGCAGCGCAUGAUCACGAAGGCGACGGGGCGCUCCGCGGUGCUGCACUACUCCUCCUACGGGUGCCACUGCGGCUGGGGGGGCCGCGGGCAGCCGAAGGACGCCACGGACGGGUGCUGCCAGCAGCACGACGCCUGCUACGACAGCCUCCUGCGCCACAGCUGCGACGCCAAGAAGGAGCGUUACCGCCACGGCUGGCGCGGCGGCAGCCCGGUCUGCGCUCGCGCCUCGUGGUGCGCCCAGCUCUCCUGCGAGUGCGACCGCAGCCUGGCGCUCUGCCUGCGGCGAAGCCUCGGCACCUACAGAGCCCGUUACCGCUUCUACCCCCGGUACCGGUGCGAGCAGUGA